Molecule: messenger RNA, 2532 nt
Organism: Paramisgurnus dabryanus
Lineage: Eukaryota; Metazoa; Chordata; Actinopteri; Cypriniformes; Cobitidae
Gene: zw10
Product: zw10 kinetochore protein
Biological process (GO): mitotic cell cycle; mitotic spindle assembly checkpoint signaling; endoplasmic reticulum to Golgi vesicle-mediated transport
Cellular component (GO): RZZ complex; nucleus; chromosome, centromeric region
Source: RefSeq, a predicted model, not a curated record
AGACUCCCAGCAUGCUUUGCGCACGGAAUGGCGGGCAGUAGUGGUUAACUGUUAUGCGUUUAUUCGUGUGUCGGUAAAAACAUUUAUUCACAAUGUCAUCGUUUGUGACCGAAGUGCUCGCCAGCUCAGGUAAACUGGAGAAGGAUGACCUCGCCUGCAAAAUCUCCAAACUGUCGCGAAAAGUGGAAGAAACUAAGGGAGAGGUUACUGAUAUGAUUAAUAAAAAAUAUACUGAGUUUAUACCCAGUAUGGAGGCAGCGGAGGAGCUGGUGGACCAGGUUGAAUCAGUUUCCAAAGACAUUGAUCUGUUAAAAAGCUGUAUUGAAAAUGAGGUUAAGCAGAACCUCCAUGAUGCAGUAACCGAGUAUGCCAAGCUGAAACAGCAGCUGGAGAGAAACACUGGUGUUAUAGGCAUGCUUCAGCAUCUCCAAGAGUUUGACACCGCAAUGGAGGAAUAUCACAGGGCCUUACAAGAAAAGAACUAUGUGGCAGCAGCCAAGCAGCAUGGAGUAGCACGGGCUAACGUUGAUGCCCUAAAAGCCUGGAAGGAUACAGAGCUGCCUUUACUUCGAGCCCUCAGCUCAGAGAUCACCAUACAGAGAGAGAACCUCAUCUAUCAUCUUGGAGAGGAGUGGCAGAAACUGGCAGUAUGGAAACUUCCUUCUACCAAAGAGCUCACUAGCAUGAAGUCCUUCCUGACGACAGCGCUUCAUUUGAACACAGGAGCAUCUAUGGCAGAUGAUUCUCUUCCUCAUCCUCUUCUUACCAGUAUUCUCCAGGCCCUCUCAGUUCAAGGAGAGCUCCAUAAAAAGAUCAAACUGUUUGGGCAGGUGUUGUUUAAAUACAUGCUGAAGCCUCUAAUCUUAUACCCGGCGUUGGUUGUGGAAGUGAGCAGUCAGCCUGAGCAGGGCACAAUUUUGAGUCUGCAGUGUGAAGAAACCAAAGCAGAACAUCCAAAUCCCAGCCAGGUUUACACCAAAGUGCUCACUGUGCUAAAGACACUACAUAAACAACUUUUUGAUGUCUUUGUAGGUGAAAAGAAAGUGUCUGAGAUAUUAGGGGAACUGAUUUGGGAGGAGAUGUCCGACUGCAUAAUUCGUGAAUGCUUGGUUCAUUCCAUACCGACUAACAGUAGUCAGCUAGCCGAGUAUAGUGAGGUUAUUAAACAGACUGAGGAUUUUGAGAGCAGUCUGAAAAAAAUGGGGUACCUCACAGGCGACUCAACAGACCUCUUGAAAUAUGCCAGGAACGUCAACUGUCAUUUCGCAAGCAAAAAAUGCCAGGAUGUCAUUGUAGCUGCACGAAAACUGAUGACAUCAGAGAUGCACAACACAGUGAAAAUCACUCCAGACUAUAAACUUUCCAUCCCUAAACUACCAAAUCCUCCUGGAGGGGAGAAGGAAAAGAAGAAGGAGCUGGUUAAGAAAGGUGGUUAUCAUGAUCAGCAAAACCUGGAGAAUGAGAAGCAGUUGGGUCAGCAGACACUGUGCCUGCCUGUGUGUCGCAUUAGCGAGUCAGUGCAGCAGCUAAUGGACUUGGCCAUACGAACUCUGUCUGAGGCAGUGGGCAGCUCCCCCCAGUGUGCAGUUCAACUUUUCUACACUGUCCGAAACAUUUUUCACCUGUUUUAUGAUGUCGUGCCUACAUAUCACAAGGAGAACUUUCUGAAGUUGCCUCACUUGGCUGCCAUCCAGCACAAUAACUGCAUGUUCAUCGCUCACCACCUUUUAACUUUGGGUCACCAGUUCAAACCUCAUCUUCCCUUGAAAAAUGGAGUGGCAUAUUUUGUUGACUUGGUCCCAGGAUUUAGAAGACUGGGUGCUCGAUGCUUUGUGGCACAAAUGAAUGUUCAAAAAGCAGAGAUGUUGGAGAGACUGUCCACGGCACGAAACUUUUCAAGCUUGGAUGAUGAAGACAAUUUCUCCGUAGCCAGCAAGGCUAUCAGACAAGUAAUUCAUCAGCUGAGGAGGUUGGGAAAAGUUUGGCAAGAUGUUUUGCCUGUUAAUAUUUACUGUAAAGCAAUGGGGACACUACUCAAUACUGCCAUAUGCGAGCUGAUUAAUAAGAUUAUGAUGUUGGAGGACAUCUCCAAUGAGGAUGGUGACCGUCUGCGAACACUUUGUCAAACCAUCAUUGAGGAAGGCCCACUGGUCUUCAUCCCAUUGCCAGAUGAAAACAAGAACAAAAAAUAUCAAGAAGAGGUUCCAGUCUAUGUAAAGAAAUGGAUGUCCUUAAAAGAGCUUUCGAUUGUGCUGAGUGCUAGUCUACAGGAGAUAGUGGACAGGUGGGCUGAAGGAAAAGGACCUCUGGCAGUGGAAUUUUCCUGCAAUGAGAUGAAAAGUCUUAUUCGUGCCUUGUUCAAGAACACAGAGAGGCGUGCAGCGGCCCUCACUAAAAUCGUCAAAUAGACACAAAACAGACCGAUGCACUUCCAACAUAACAAAACAUUAUAUGAGGCUUCUUGCAUUUACUGUAUUCUAUAUUUUUCUAUUUUGUUGAAAAUGCAUUACAAUAAAUGCUGUUCUAAGCACA